CCGUUAUUCAGGGACCACGGUCGUCAUGCACCAUCCGUACCCGGAGGUACUGGUGGAGAUACAGGAAGUGCUGGAAACUGUGCUGGGGAUGCAGUUUAAUCAUGUGAUGCUGAACCGGUAUGAGGACGGAGGAGUGAGCAUCGGGAGACACAGUGAUACGCUAGAGAACAAGGUCAUAGCCAGUAUUAGCCUUGGCGCUGAACGGCAGUUCAUCUUCCGCCCAAGAGAGAAAUCUGCCGCAGAACCGAUCAAGCUGCGACCGGCAGACGGAAGCCUUCUCGUUAUGCAAGGUGAUACCCAAGUGAACUGGAAGCACGAAAUACCAAGAGAACCAAGUAUAAAGCGGGGCCGUAUAUCUCUCACGUUCCGACAAAUCUACGCUUGAGAUGUAGUGCUACUGUCCUUCCCAAUCUGUCGCCCCAGGCAUUAUUUGUAUACAUAACAUGACGAUCGC
Molecule: messenger RNA, 454 nt
Organism: Dacryopinax primogenitus
Lineage: Eukaryota; Fungi; Basidiomycota; Dacrymycetes; Dacrymycetales; Dacrymycetaceae
Exons: 3
Coding region: 26-385 (119 amino acids)
Biological process (GO): DNA repair; DNA alkylation repair
Cellular component (GO): nucleus
Molecular function (GO): dioxygenase activity
Source: RefSeq, a predicted model, not a curated record